AUGUUAUUAAUAUUUUUUACAUUUUAUUUGUUCUGUUCAACACUCAGCUUCCACGAUACCGUCGUCAAACUAAAAUGUGAGAAUACAACAUCUUGCUAUGGCAUCACACUUAAUCCCAACCUAGUUCUGACAACCACACCCUGCGCCAAAUCUUGCAUGGCCAUUUUACACGAACAAGCACGAUAUGAUAUAGAGAAGGGAAUAUACUAUCCUCAUCUCAAGAAAAUUAGGCGAACCAAGCACCAAUAUCUGCCUGAUAAACUAGCGCUGGUCAGAAUAAAAGAACCAGUGUUAACGAGUUAUGCGCAAUUGUUAUCUAUAGACAUUGAAAAUAUAGUGCAGUUAAAUGGAUUUAUACCGCUAGUCGAAAGAGCGCCCGCGUACAGGAAUAUGUUGAUAAAAUUCUGUAUCUUUGAAUUCAAACGUACGGGUAGGUGUUAUAUAUGCACUAAUGGACACCGAGCAGAAAACUGCGCACUUCAAGGGAUACCUCUAAUUGUAAAGGGAAGGGUCGUAGCGAUAUCCGAAAAGCAAAAGCUAUGCAACAUACAAAGAGCCUUUAUAUCCGUAUCACCUUAUAUAUCUUGGAUAAACUCUAUGUUGAAACAUAGUAAACAUUACUUGAGGCAUAGCAGAAUAACAAAACAUUCUACUAAAACUACAUUAGGAAAUAACACAAAUAAAAAAGAGAAGAUAAAUAAGACUAGCAAAAGAAGAGAAGAAAACAAAACACACCCAAAAUCCAGAACCACAACGAAGAGACGUAAUAUAAAAGAAAAACGUAAAUCAAUAACUCCAUUCAAAUCGGCUGAUUGCAAUUCUUGCUCGAGAAACUUAGAACCAUUGCAAGUAAUCAAAAGUAGCACAAAACUCGUAAAGAGUUUAGCGACGAGAAAUCUUAAGUUAUUAAAAUUAACCAAGGGAAAAUUAGCGACGAAAAUGCAGUCACUCAAUCGAUCACACAAAACCUUGUCAAAACGAAAUACGAGUAAAAGAUUAUUAACCAAGAAUUCAUCUAAUAUCGUUCAAAAGAACUCAACCCCUAACAAGGACAAAUCUCCAUCUUCUUAUAAACCAGUGCCAUCUAUACAUCGUUCUAUUUCUUCGACCCUGCGCAUACGUAAAACUACAUCAACCUCUUCAAAAUCAUUUCGUAAUACUAAAUCACUAUUUGUUCUAACAAAAUCUCAAAAACAUACGCCCCGCAUUCCGUUAUCAACAGGUAGCAAUUUGCAAACUUCGAAUUCCAAUACGACGAACGCUAAAAAGAAUAUUACUAUGAAUUUGACCCAAUUUAGAGAAAUCACAGACGCAUUAGAUUGGUUUAAAAAGAGGUUCUAUGAUAAAUUGAAAACAGGACCACCCCCUGUUUUUAUAUUGACUACAAGUAAAAUUAAAAAGGAAUUCGUAGAUUUAACUUAG
Molecule: messenger RNA, 1422 nt
Organism: Leptosia nina
Lineage: Eukaryota; Metazoa; Arthropoda; Insecta; Lepidoptera; Pieridae
Source: the annotation of a GenBank genome assembly